UUUAAUUAAGGGAGUACUCGGGUUCUCUGCAUUGUACGCCGGCUCUCGGCGCUGACCGCUGGCUGAGAAGUGCCGGGGUGACCGGGCGGAGGGCGAUGCCCGGAGGCUCGGCGGGGGUCGAGGCGUGCCCGAGGGAGGCCGGGGCAGCGCGGCGGCGGGCAGGAGCGGCGCCCCGCUGCCUUGGAAUCUGAGCUUCUGGUAAACACAUUGGCCUGUUAAAGGACAUGAUUCAGACUGUCCCAGAUCCAGCAGCUCACAUCAAGGAAGCGUUAUCAGUGGUAAGUGAAGACCAGUCCUUGUUCGAGUGCGCCUACGGAUCACCCCACCUUGGAAAGACAGAGAUGACGGCCUCCUCCUCCAGUGACUAUGGGCAGACGUCAAAGAUGAGUCCGCGUGUUCCCCAGCAAGACUGGUUAUCACAGCCCCCAGCCAGAGUCACCAUCAAGAUGGAGUGUAAUCCAAACCAGGUUAAUGGGUCAAGGAAUUCACCUGAUGACUGCAGCGUGGCAAAAGGAGGGAAAAUGGUUAGCGGCUCAGACAAUGUUGGGAUGAACUAUGGAAGCUACAUGGAAGAGAAGCACAUUCCACCCCCAAAUAUGACUACCAAUGAACGAAGAGUUAUUGUGCCAGCAGAUCCUACGUUAUGGAGUACAGACCACGUACGCCAGUGGCUGGAGUGGGCAGUGAAGGAGUAUGGUCUCCCAGAUGUGGACAUCUUGUUGUUCCAGAACAUUGAUGGGAAGGAGUUGUGUAAAAUGACCAAAGACGACUUCCAGAGACUCACCCCAAGCUAUAAUGCAGAUAUCCUCCUGUCACAUCUACACUACCUCAGAGAGACUCCUCUUCCACAUUUGACUUCAGAUGAUGUUGAUAAGGCCUUACAAAACUCUCCACGGUUAAUGCAUGCUAGAAACACAGGAGGUGCCACUUUUAUUUUUCCAAAUACAUCAGUUUAUCCAGAAGCAACACAAAGAAUUACAACCAGGACAGAUUUGCCUUAUGAGCAAGCCAGGAGAUCAGCAUGGACGAGUCACACCCCCACUCCUCAGUCAAAAGCUACUCAGCCAUCAUCCUCAACAGUGCCCAAAACAGAAGACCAGCGUCCACAGUUAGAUCCUUAUCAGAUUCUUGGACCGACCAGCAGCCGUCUUGCAAAUCCAGGGAGUGGCCAGAUACAGCUAUGGCAGUUCCUGCUGGAGCUCCUCUCGGACAGCUCCAACUCCAACUGCAUCACCUGGGAAGGCACCAACGGGGAAUUCAAGAUGACCGACCCUGACGAAGUGGCUCGACGCUGGGGGGAGAGAAAAAGCAAGCCUAACAUGAACUAUGACAAACUCAGCCGUGCACUCCGCUACUAUUAUGAUAAAAAUAUUAUGACUAAGGUUCAUGGUAAGCGCUAUGCCUACAAAUUUGAUUUCCAUGGAAUCGCUCAGGCCCUCCAGCCUCACCCCCCGGAGUCAUCCAUGUACAAAUACCCGUCAGACCUCCCCUACAUGAGCUCCUACCAUGCGCACCCCCAGAAGAUGAACUUUGUAGCUCCCCACCCCCCUGCUUUGCCUGUAACCUCAUCCAGCUUUUUUGCUGCCCCUAAUCCAUACUGGAAUUCACCAACUGGAGGUAUCUACCCCAAUACCAGGCUGCCAGCUGCUCAUAUGCCUUCUCAUCUUGGCACCUACUACUAAGUGGGGAAAAAAAGAAACACCAGAAAAAGGAAACAAAGACACUGCUCACUGGGACACAGUCCCUGAUGAGCUGCAAUGAACUCUAUUGGAGUACAUGAAUUAAAAGUGCCUAAAGAGACAAGUGAAGGUUUGGCUGGGAAAAAAAAAAAUUAAAAAUAGAUGUCAAAAAGACUCUUUGUAGUAGGGUUUUAAAAGAGAUACUCAUGAAGUAUUAAGAUACUAAAAUGUAAUGUAUAUGGGGCAUCGACUCUGUGGACCAAACAACAGUAGACUAUAGUAGGUAAAAGCAUGAAAUGAUAAGGAAAACCUACAAAAGCUAGUGGUCUUAAAAAGUUGAUAAGCUUAAGUGUAAAGUUUGAUAUCUUGCUAAUGCAAAACUGGGACUAUACUACAGCAAUAUAAGGAUAAGUCUAUAGUGACCUAACACAAUAUAUGAAUCAUUACAAAAGAGGCGGGGAAAGGGGAAAAAAGGAAAAAAGAAAAAAGAAAACUACCUGUAUUUAAAAACUAGAGACAUAUCAACAAAAGAGGCUGGUUUAGUGUGGAAGGUGAUUUGGAAUAUAAAGGCAUUGUUUUGGUUAAAAUCACAUGCGUUCCAUUCAUCAGAGUGUUAUCAGCUACUCAAACUGUGAAGACAACCCAAAAUUUAGGAUUCCUUGACAGUAUUACAAGAACCCUGAGCCAAACAUUGGAAAUGAGAACGUGCUGAAGGGCAAGUGUAUGAUUGUAGAUCAGAGGCCUACACCUGACAGAGGAAGAGGAAAGGAGAAAGAGGAGGACAAAGGCGGUAAGAAUGGGAGAAAAGAAACUUCUUUACCAGUAGAGACUGAAGAGACUGAAAACUUAGUAGUGUUGGGACUAUGAAGAAAUACUUGUUUGGACUUGCGAAACAUUUUGCUCAGUAUCAUACCAUUCCCAGUAUUACAGGAGGAACAGACUUGUUUUUAUAGUAAUAAAAAAGUGAAAAAGGGAAAAGCAGAAGAAAUCAGAAAUCAGAAUAUGCAUCUCUUUUUUUUUAAAAAAAAAAAAAAAAGUAAAACUGGAAUUGUGUUUGAUAUUUAAAAGUUACCAGUUAGAACCUCAUCGUUAUUAAGGGGGUUUCUUUUCUAUUGGUUAAAGCAAGAGACAACCCUUGACUGCCAAAAUUAGAAAUCAUCUAAGUAUUUUUGUUAGGUGGGCGCCAGUUUUUCUUUAUUGAGUCGCGAACGCUGUGCGUUUGUCAGAAUGAAGUAUACAAGUCAAUGUUAUUUUUUCCUUUUUAUAUAAUUAUUAUAUAACUUAUGCAUUUAUACACUACGAGUUGAUCUCGGCCAACCAAAGACACAAAAAGGGACAAUCAAAAAUUGUGGCCUUGAAUUUUAACUCUGUAUGCUUAAUGUUUACAUUAUGAACAUAUUAGUACUUAGAAUGCAGAAUGUAUGUAAUAAAAUAAGCUUGGCCUAGCAUGGCAAUUCAGAUUGACACAGUAGUUUGUAUUUGCAUUUGCAUUUUCAGUUCCUGACACGCCUAUCAGAACUUCUUCUCACCAAAUUAAAUUAUGUUAGGCAUUUUGUUUUAAAAUUUUGUUUUGUGAAAUCUGGCAAUCGUGAAAAAGUAGGAAAAAGUAGCAAUGCUUAGCAUAAACUAAAUGUGGAUAGGUGCUAUGUAUAUUCUUUUCCAGACAAUUCUGCUAAAAUGUUUGCAAAUCUUUGUAACAGUGUUUUGCCAUUCCUGUCCUAAACUUCUUUUGCCCGGAGAUUGCAUGCCCAGUUCUUUGACAACUUCAUGGCCAAGAUUCAAAAUGAAGUCUAAAGGAGUCCUCUAAGGAAGAAUCCUGUUACCCAGAAAUUAUCUUUCAUUGGCAUCAGAUUAUGUAGCAUAAUCUCAGCCUGAGAUGUAUCUUCAUACUGACACAUAUGUUGAAUUACCAUGCCCCCUUCCUAUUAAUACAUACUGUAUCAUUAUUAGUAAAUAAAGUGAAUAAUGAAUAAUUUCCAUUAUUCCUCACUU
Molecule: messenger RNA, 3671 nt
Organism: Cygnus olor (mute swan)
Lineage: Eukaryota; Metazoa; Chordata; Aves; Anseriformes; Anatidae
Gene: ERG
Product: ETS transcription factor ERG
Biological process (GO): cell differentiation; regulation of transcription by RNA polymerase II
Cellular component (GO): nucleus
Molecular function (GO): sequence-specific DNA binding; DNA-binding transcription factor activity, RNA polymerase II-specific; protein binding
Source: RefSeq, a predicted model, not a curated record